Papaver somniferum (opium poppy) is the source of this 1710-nucleotide messenger RNA. RefSeq lists its product as uncharacterized. Lineage: Eukaryota; Viridiplantae; Streptophyta; Magnoliopsida; Ranunculales; Papaveraceae. The transcript is spliced from 4 exons. Bases 1 to 1710 code for a protein of 569 amino acids. The record is from RefSeq and is a predicted model, not a curated record.
AUGACGGAGUUUCUUUUAUCUCAGUCACCUAUUCCUUCCUCUCAAGAGCUUGUUUAUUCUCAAGAUAUCCCCAUGUCUCAAGAACGUACAUACAAUGGAAAGGUGAGAGUCGUCAAGAGCAAUCCAGAACGAUAUACGGUGGAAUGUUAUUACAAGGAGAAAUUAGAAUGCGACUGGAUGUUCCAUGCAGCUCCCAAGACUUCCAAUGUGAAGGGUCACUUAUUCCUCAAGGCCUAUAACGGGGAACAUAAAUGUUGUGCUGGUUAUAGUGAUGGAACAAAGGCUGAUCCGGUUACGCGCGAACUUAUCAACAGUUUGAUAUUUGAGCAGAUUGAACAGAAUCCCAACAAGAAAGCCAGGGAUAUUGCGCAUGCCGGGAAAGAAUUAUGUUUCAAGGAAUUGUAUGGCGAGGACAUUAAAUCAUACACUGACUUGAGAUGGUGGUGUGAAGCCGUGAAGAAACACGAUCCAGGUAGUAGGGCUGAUUUAGUUGUUGAAGGUGGCGAGUUUAAGAGUUUGUUCUUAGCCUUCGAUGCUUGCAUCUCUGGUUUUGAAUAUUGUCGCACGGUACUGUUCUUGGAUGCAACUUUCCUAACUGGAAAAUUUAGGGGUUGUCUUAUGGCGGCUACCGGGAAGAAUGCGAAUAAUGGAAUAUUUCCUCUCGCAUAUGGUAUCGUAUCAGCUGAAACUGUUGAGAAUUGGCAUUGGUUCUUGAAGAAACUAGAAUCUAUCUUGGGUCCUCGUGUACUAACUUUUAUUUCGAAUCGCCAUGAGGGUUUGAUCCAAGGGAUUCGUGAUGUUUUCCCAACUUUCUAUCAUGCUUGGUGUUACCAGCAUUUGAAGAAUAAUGUCCGCAGUAAGACCAACAAGAAAAAGGGAGAGCAUUGUGCUGCGAUGGGUUUGUUCAAAGAAUGUUUAUAUUCAUCGACUCAUGAAGGCUUUGAUCAGGGUAUGCAAAAGUUGAAGGAUAUGGGAUGUGAUGGUCUUCACAAAUUCUUGAGUGAGAUUCCAGUGGAAUGUUGGUCCAAUGCACAUUGUAUGGGCUGUCGUUACGGCGACAUGUGUUCAAAUAUUGCAGAGUCCUUUAACUCUUGGAUCAAGGAAUCAAAAGGUAUGGCUAUUGCAACACUUGUUAACUGGAUCAGACUUAAAAUUAUGGAACAGAUGAGUACAAGGAAGAGGAAGGGGGCGACGUAUAAAGGAUUCAUUUGUCCCAGGCUAGAGAAAAAAGUGUUGGCUUCCAUUCGUGCUGGUGUCCAGUGGAGAAUAACCAAGUCUGGUGACAUGGAGUGGGAAGUUUUUGAUGGAAAGCACACGCAUGUUGUUAAUAUUGCGAAGUUUCAGUACAGCUGUAGGGUUUGGUUUACUGAGCAGUUCCCUUGUGAUCACGCUAUUGCGUGUAUGCAUUCAAAUAACAUCAAUGUUUACGAGUACAUUAAUCCGUAUUUCAGCAUUGCUAGCUUCCGUGCUUCGUAUGAUCGUCCUAUCAAGCCCAUUCCUGAUUACGACAAGCCUAUUGAUGUUGCUACUGGAGAUCUCGUGAACCCACCAACUGUCGUAGGAAAAAAACAUGGUAGGCCGAAGAAGAAGCGGAUUCCUAACACAGUUAGUGCAAGUUUCAAGAGACCAAUUACGUGCGGUAACUGCCAUACUCAGGCACAUCAUAACAAGACGACGUGUCCUCAUCCUCCUGCGAAAAAGCAACGUUAA